Symbiodinium sp. CCMP2456 is the source of this 1932-nucleotide messenger RNA. NCBI's taxonomy places the organism in Eukaryota, Dinophyceae, Suessiales, Symbiodiniaceae. The record is from the annotation of a GenBank genome assembly.
AUGGAAUCCUUGGAGGAGUUUGACCUGGCGCGGGAGCUGAACUUCAGGUCCUCCCGGCGCUUCCUCGCCCUGGCCGAGGAGGAGCUAGCUGCGCUGGUGCUGAGGGCGCGCCAAGGCACCGAUGGGAGCUCCGAGAGUAGCCGCUUUUUGCUCACUUUUCCGCCGCUGCAGCCAAAGUUUGCUCAGCUGCUUCAUGCCUUGCUCGUGCGCUUUGACGUCACCUUUGCCGUGCAGGGGUGGGGCGAUGAGAGGCGGCUGACGGCAGAGGCUACGCGAUCCAAAGGGCUGCUGCCGGCACUUCGCUGUGAGCACUUCUUGGUGGCGGCAGGCCUUCCCGAAUUCCCCGGAAGCUUGGCCGCUGUGGCCGCGUCUGAAGUGGAGGCUAUCGACGCCGCCGGGGUGCCGGAAGAGGCCAAAAGGGCGGAAGACGAGGAGGAUGCUUUCGUCCCCGAGCACGACGAUCGCGAGAAGGCUGCUCCCGCCACACCAGUGAAACGGAAACGUGGUCGGCAAGGCUACAGUGGUGGUGGCGGCGGAAUGCGCGGGUGGAGCAGCGAGGAGGAGAGCGACCCGGAGCCUGCUCGAGCUUCCAAAGCAGAUGCGCGAAGGGCUCCGAAGGGGAAGCAGGCGACGCAGCGCGUCACUCGAGGCCGCGGCUUCUUGUCGGAGGCCGAGCAGGCGGCCUCCGCAGCGAAGAAUGAGGCGGAUGAGGACCUUCCAGUCCGAUGCAGGCUGCGGGGCGACUACGAGCAUUACGCGAUCGAUCCCGAGGACACCUGGCGACCACACAGGAAGCCCUACGUUGAGCUGCUGUCAGAAGGGUGGGAAUUCUCUCACGCUUGGAGCUUCGAGCCGGAGCACAAUCCGAACCGGCCUCCGCCUCCCCGGGGCGAUCCGGGAGGUGUCGGCACCUGGCGCGUUGAACACGCAGCAGAGCGAUACUUUUCCGUGGCAUUGGGAGGCCAAUCGCAGGACAUGCGGCGCUGGCUUUCGGGCCGCAGCGGCGCUGGCGAGGAGCCAUACGUGCUCGAGUUCCGCCUUGCCGAGGAAGAGAGGAGAUGGGACUAUCGCUUCGCCCGGGUAGCCAAGCUGAGCUCCGCGACUUGGAGGCCAUUGGCUUGGUCCUGCGACCGUCACACUGUUUUCUGGCUGGCCUGUUUCGUCGGCCGCGAGGACGGUAAGAACUACCUACAAGCAGGUCUGGACAUUUUUCCAGAGAAGCGGUUCUUCUCUGCACGGCUCGCGAGCUUUCCAAAGAUGAUGGGAUUUGGUAUGCCAGCGGGAGCUCCAGGGCCUUUCUUUGUGCGAGACGUGGUGCUCUUCGGGCGAGGGGCGCUCCGUCCGGCACCUUUCGCCGGCCGGGAUCACCUCGUGGAGGUUCCGCUGACGCGCCGAGAGGCCGAGAAAGCCCUGCGAAGGGAGCGGCUCCCGGGCGAGGUGCUCGCCCUUACGGCUGAGACUGACGACAAGGAGAAGGAGAACAAAGAGAAUCCGCCUGGAAAGACUCCUUGGCGGAAGAUGUUCUCAGAUGGAAUCCUGGAACCUCCGGCCGAGAAGCCGGCCAAGACUGAGGACUCUGAAGCUCCCACGCCUUGCUGCCUCGUGGUCUGCGAGUCCGGCGAUCGCGCGACGGCCGUGGCCGAGAAGCUGAAAGGGCAGGUCGUACCGGGCCUUCCGAAGACAUGGCCGCCGCAGGACGCAGGCACCAAUGGUGUUGAGGCUGCCAAACAGAUCCUGGAGUCGCAGGAGAAGGUUUGGCAGAGCCUCCGCUCCGAAACCGUGCGGGAAGUCGGCCUCUUCAAGGAGCACCUGGCGCGCGGCACCCGCCACCUCGAGGGCACGCGCAUCGCACGGAGCGCUGCGAUGCGGAUGAUCAUUUCGGGUCUCAGUGGUGCCGCGCCUUUGCCAAACCCGCCACGAGCCGGUGUUUGA